AUGGCCAUCUGCAGCAGUACCGCCAUGAAUCUGUCGACCGACAAGCAGUUUUUCCGGCGGGCCAUCGACACAGCGCGGCAUGGACUGAUUGGGAAUUUUCCGUCGUACGAGUGUAUGGAGCAGUGGGACGCGAUACACGCUUUGAUCAUCUACGCGACAUUGGAGACUAAGGAAUGCAUUGGUAACGAGUCUGAAGCGUGGAGACUCGCCAUGCCCGUCCAAAAUCUAGAGAUGGGCUUUCUUUUGAAGGUAUAG
Capronia epimyces CBS 606.96 is the source of this 255-nucleotide messenger RNA. RefSeq lists its product as uncharacterized. Bases 1 to 255 code for a protein of 84 amino acids. The transcript is spliced from 2 exons. The record is from RefSeq and is a predicted model, not a curated record. NCBI's taxonomy places the organism in Eukaryota, Fungi, Ascomycota, Eurotiomycetes, Chaetothyriales, Herpotrichiellaceae.